AUGUACUCGUCCGAGGAGCUCUGGAACGCCACCGAGCAGGUCUGGAUCAACGGCUCCAAGGCAAACUUCUCUUUGCGAAGACGCGGGGAAGUCGAGGAGGAGGAGGAGGAGGGAGGAGGAGAUCGGCACCCCUUCCUCACAGACGCCUGGCUGGUGCCCCUCUUCUUCGCCCUCAUCAUGCUGGUGGGAUUAGUGGGCAACUCUCUGGUUAUAUAUGUCAUUUCCAAGCACAGGCAGAUGAGGACGGCGACCAACUUCUACAUAGCGAACCUGGCUGCCACUGACAUCAUCUUCUUGGUGUGCUGCGUCCCCUUCACGGCCACCCUCUAUCCUCUCCCCGGAUGGAUCUUUGGCAACUUCAUGUGCAAAUUUGUUGCCUUUCUACAGCAGGUGACGGUCCAAGCCACCUGCAUCACUCUGACGGCCAUGAGCGGGGACCGCUGUUACGUCACCGUCUACCCUCUGAAAUCGCUCCGCCACCGCACCCCAAGGGUCGCAAUGAUCGUCAGCAUCUGCAUUUGGAUCGGCUCCUUCAUUCUGUCCACCCCAAUUUUAAUGUACCAGCGUAUCGAGGAGGGCUACUGGUACGGACCGAGGCAGUACUGCAUGGAGAGAUUCCCCUCGAAGACGCACGAGAGGGCGUUCAUCCUCUAUCAGUUCAUUGCUGCCUACCUGCUGCCGGUCCUCACCAUCUCCUUCUGCUACACCCUGAUGGUGAAGAGGGUGGGCCAGCCCACCGUUGAGCCCGUCGACAACAACUAUCAGGUCAACCUCCUGUCCGAGAGAACCAUCAGCAUCAGGAGCAAAGUCUCCAAGAUGGUGGUGGUGAUCGUCCUCCUCUUCGCCAUUUGCUGGGGUCCCAUCCAGAUCUUCGUCCUCUUCCAGUCUUUCUAUCCCAACUACCGGAUCAACUACGCCACCUAUAAGAUAAAGACGUGGGCCAACUGCAUGUCCUACGCCAACUCGUCGGUCAACCCCAUCGUCUACGGCUUCAUGGGCGCCACCUUCCAGAAGUCCUUCAGGAAGACCUUCCCGUUUCUGUUCAAGCACAAGGUCAGAGACAGCAGCAUGGCGUCCAGGACCGCCAACGCCGAGAUCAAGUUCGUCGCCGCGGAGGGAGGCAACAAUAACAAUGCAACAAAUUGAAUCUCGCUAUUAAAAAAACAACAACAACAAAAACAGCAAGAAUGAGA
Messenger RNA from Cyclopterus lumpus (lumpfish), 1193 nucleotides. It is a transcript of the gene kiss1ra, whose product is annotated as KISS1 receptor a. NCBI's taxonomy places the organism in Eukaryota, Metazoa, Chordata, Actinopteri, Perciformes, Cyclopteridae. The coding region runs from base 1 to 1146 and encodes 381 amino acids. Gene Ontology annotation, cellular component: membrane. Gene Ontology annotation, biological process: neuropeptide signaling pathway. The transcript is spliced from 5 exons. Gene Ontology annotation, molecular function: G protein-coupled peptide receptor activity. The record is from RefSeq and is a predicted model, not a curated record.